GGAGCUGCCGGCGCGGAGGCUGACGGGAUACUGACAGAGUCUCUGUAAGGAUCAGGCGAGCGGUACCGAUUGAGUUUUGUGCGGUCUGAGGGAACGAGUUAGACAGAGCCGUAGGUACUGGCCCAGCUGUUGUGUUGCUGAGGCCAACUGAGUUUCCUGUCUGCCAACAGUUAGCUCAGUAACGAUUAGGGAUUGGACCUAGGAGUUGCCUGAAGUCUGUUAACUACUGCAGAAUCUUUCUCAGCCAGCUGGGAAGCUUUGCUUCAGUCUUUGCAGUGAACAACAAAGGACCAAAGGUUGUUGUGAUCUGUGAAAUUAAAAGCCAGUAUGUCGACUGAGAAGGCAAAGUUUCCAGAUGUUGCUGGGUACGUGGGAUUUGCAAACCUUCCCAACCAGGUCCAUCGGAAAUCAGUGAAGAAAGGGUUUGAAUUCACACUGAUGGUGGUUGGUGAGUCAGGUCUUGGGAAAUCUACAUUGAUCAACAGCCUGUUUUUGACUGACCUCUACCCUGAGCGCUAUGUACCUGGAGCUGCAGAAAAGAUUGAAAGGACAGUCCAAAUUGAAGCCUCAACCGUGGAAAUUGAGGAGAGAGGAGUCAAACUUCGUCUGACAGUUGUGGACACACCAGGAUAUGGUGAUGCUAUUAACAGCCAGGAUUGCUUUAGACCCAUCAUUCAAUACAUUGACCAUCAGUUUGAACGAUAUCUUCAUGAUGAGAGUGGCCUGAACAGACGACAUAUUGUAGAUAACCGAGUCCACUGCUGUUUCUACUUCAUCUCCCCCUUCGGCCAUGGCCUGAAGCCUUUAGAUGUAGAGUUUAUGAAAGCCAUACACAGCAAAGUAAAUAUUGUUCCGGUGAUUGCCAAGGCGGACACAUUGACACUGAGGGAACGGGAGCGACUGAAGCGCAGAAUCCUUGAUGAGAUCACUGAGCAUGGUAUCAGAAUCUACCAGCUGCCAGAUGCUGACUCUGAUGAGGAUGAGGAGUUCAAGGAGCAGACCAUGAUUCUGAAGGCCAGCGUUCCCUUUGCUGUGAUUGGCUCCAACCAACUGAUUGAGGUGAAAGGUAAAAAGAUCAGAGGUCGCCUUUACCCCUGGGGCGUGGUUGAAGUGGAGAACCCAGAACACAAUGACUUUCUCAAACUACGCACAAUGUUGGUGACGCACAUGCAGGAUCUACAGGAGGUUACCCAGGAUUUGCACUACGAAAAUUUCCGUUCUGAGCGGCUGAAACGUGUUGGCAGGGAUGUGGAAGAUGAAACGGUUGACAAAGACAAGAUUCUGCUGCAGAAGGAGGCUGAGUUGCGCAGAAUGCAGGAAAUGAUUGCUCAGAUGCAGGCUCAGAUGCGAAUGAAGCCUGCAGAUAAUGGAGAUGGACACUGAGUGAUGAACCAUCUCUGCUUCUAUUUACAGGGAUAGAGUGUGAUGCAAGUUUCUUGCCAACAAACGCUCUUGAUGUCUCUUGGAUUCAAUGCUGACUGAAUGAGUUUAUCACAAAACAGAAGAGGAAAUGAUCUUCACAAACCUUGCAUGGAAUUACUUUAUCACUAUUGUAAUCACAGAUAUAUUUUCUACCUUGCCUAUUUGUACUGAUGUUACUUGAUUACGAUGGGAAUCUUUACGGUUUUUAUAUAGUUUGUAAACCUUCCUGUAUUGUUGCUACGCACGUCAAUUUUUCACAGCCACCUAACCCCUUUCCUCCAAGUGACAGAUUUUGGUGGGUUUCACAGAGCCCCUCUCAACAUCACAAAAUUGCUCAUCAAUGAGGUGAAAGUACAGCCAAUAGUACUGCCCAAUGGAAUCCCUGAAAUAAAAUAACCUAUUAGCAUUGGGUUAAACGCAGCAAAAGCAUAACCAGUAGACCAACCUUCUCUUUAAUUUGCCAACAAAGCAAAAAUAUACUGCUGACAAAGACCCAAAAUGCCAACUGAAUUAAACACCAUGAUCGUUAUCCUGCCCAGCUAAUUGGCACAGUUGCUUUGUGUCACAAGUAGUAUCCCUGCUAACAAGUUCACUGAUAAGUGAACACAGUUAAUGUUGGUAAUUCCCUUCACUGUCAUUAUUUUUUAAACCUUGAUGAAGAGCCAAAGUAAACUAAUAGUUACCCAUUUACUUGCCAAUCUGCAACAGAUGCAGCUGAAAUGCUUACUCAUGAUUUGUGGCAGUCUCAGACUAUUGUCCAGUUAUUUUACAUCAGGUUAUACGCCUCAAUUUUAGUGCCAGCAAAUGUACUUUUGCAUAAUUCUGUAAGCUGCAAUGUGAAAGCCUGUAGUUAAACCUCAUAAUACACUAUCAUAAAAGUGAGAUUAAGACAUGCCACAGAUUUCCUUAAAUGUACAGUGCACAUUAAUAUGUAGAAGUCUAGCUGUGCUGUAGGGAUAUUAACAUUUCAUACAUUUAUUAAGUGUGCAUCUUCAGUUAUUUACUUCCAUAUUUUGAUAUCUUAAGGCCUGUCCUUGCCCUAAGUUUGUGAAAGGUGCUUAUUCUUUUUAGUUUUCAGUUGUUGGCAAUCUUGCAUGGAAGUCAGGAGUUGUGAGUUCAAGCCAUAACACUCCAAGACUUGAACCUGUAAUCUAUUGCUGAUGCACCAACACACCAAGGAAAGACUGCAUUGUAGAAAAUGUCAUUGUUUGCAUUAGAUUUUGAUCUUUGGUGGCUCAAGUGAACAAUCAUGGCCUUUUCCAAGAACAAGGUGUUCUGCCAGUAUCCUGGCCAAUGGUCUUCCCUCAGUUAACUCUAGCAAUAACGAAUGACCUGUUUAUUUACCUCACUCCUGUUUGUAGCACCUUGCAGUGUGUAAAGUGGCUACCACGUCUGUUUACUUAACAACAGGUACCGCACUUCAAAUUAAUUAAUUGUCUGGGAAGUUCAUUGAGAGACUUGAGUUUUUCAGGUAUUAAAUAAAUGCACAUCUUUAUAUUUGAACAUAUUCUAAGCCAAGCGACUGAUUUGUUUUAUUAUAAUUGGCACAGUAUUUCUUUAUCAAUUUUUGAGAAUCACAUGGCACAAUGUUUUGUUUCUUUUCCACCAAAAAACACAAUUCAGUUACUUUGAUUAUAGAUUCAAACACCAAUUCAAUAAAAUCAUAUGAUUAGUAAAGUCUGCAUUAAAUGAAGCAUUUGGGUUCACUCUUUGAGUCUGAAGCUUCACUGAUUGUACAAAGAUCUGUGAUAUAAAGGAUAAUGUAUAAAUGGAACUGCACAAAAUUUAAUGGAUUUUCACACUAUACAAUAUUCAAGUUUUUUACCUGUAUUUCCACCUCCAGUUUCUACUGGAACAGUUAAAGCAAGUUUACUGGUACUGUAAAGUUCCUCCGUGAUACAGCUUUAUCAGUUCGUAGCCUUCAGCUAACAACACUGUUCAACUGGUAUGAUAAAACUGCAGAUUAUUUUUAAACUGUUAGAGAAAAGUCAUUUACUUGAUUUAUACCUGUGCAACUUCCUUUAAUGCAAUUAUUAUUUGGUUACAACGUAAUAGCUAUAACGUGCAGUUCUUUUAAAUGGUUGACUUUAACAUUAAAGGUCGUUUCAGCAGUCUAGCCAGUUCCUGUGGACAGGAACUUCCCAAACCGGCUAGCAUGCACCUCAGUUUUGAAAAUGACGAUGCUUCAAAAACACUAAAUGACUGGUUUGUCCUUCAAGGACCUUUUGAUUACAGGGUAUCACUGCCUCAGGAGUUGCCCAUUUCCAGAGAACUGACCAUCUGAGCAUGGUCAAGAUUUUUUAUAUCGGCAACAUUCCUGGUGAUGUAUGUAGCUAUGAUAUUUGCAUUAAAGUGGCUGCUGUGUUCAUUGUGUAUGAAUUGAGCAUACUACAGAAUGAGUUGUUUUCCAUUUGUGCUAGAAGGGAAAACCCUAGCCGUUUAGUUCAGUGUUUGUCAUGUCGUUUUUGUAGCCAGGCCCUGUUAUGUUCACCAAUUGCUUUAUGAUUGACAGUUACUUUACUUUCUUUUGGUAAGGGGAAUGGGAUUGGUUUUGUUUGGCUUGUUGACAAUAACCUGCCUUUAGGAGCUUUUGUUAGUAAUUUUAAACAUACUCAUAAAAAUGCUUUUAUCUUUAUACACUACAUUUGUUUUUGUAUCAGGUAGUCAAUAAUAAACUGUACAGGACUGAA
Molecule: messenger RNA, 4112 nt
Organism: Carcharodon carcharias (great white shark)
Lineage: Eukaryota; Metazoa; Chordata; Chondrichthyes; Lamniformes; Lamnidae
Exons: 14
Coding region: 328-1383 (351 amino acids)
Biological process (GO): cell division; regulation of exocytosis; cytoskeleton-dependent cytokinesis
Cellular component (GO): septin ring; septin complex; synaptic vesicle
Molecular function (GO): molecular adaptor activity; GTPase activity; GTP binding
Source: RefSeq, a predicted model, not a curated record